This is a messenger RNA of Linum tenue, 940 nucleotides long. NCBI's taxonomy places the organism in Eukaryota, Viridiplantae, Streptophyta, Magnoliopsida, Malpighiales, Linaceae. The record is from the annotation of a GenBank genome assembly.
ACCUUCUGGUUCGGAUUCCGCCCGCGCUAUAAAUACUGCUAGCGGACCCUUUCUUUGACGAAGAACUCUCCAUCGUCGCCUCCGCGUUAUUCUUCGGUCAGUCGUCUCUUCGUCGCCGGUCGGGUUUUGAUCAUCGCUUCCGCUUUCCAGGAUAGUGAAGCUUGAGGAGAAAGAAACAAAAAUGGCGGCAGUGGUAUCAGGAGGAAGGUCGACACUAAACCCAGAUGCCCCUAUGUUCAUCCCAGCUGCUUACAGGCAAGUGGAGGACUUUUCCCCGGAAUGGUGGCAGCUGGUGAAUACCACAACAUGGUUCAAGGACUACUGGCUAAGCCAGCAUCAGGAACAGGAAGGCUACUACAACAAUGUUGCUGAGGAGGAUAGUGAUUUGGCCGGCUUGUUGCCCGAUACGUUUGAUCUCGAUGUUGUGGGGGAUGAUUUCGCUUCCUUCGAAGCCCAGUUCGACGAGUUCGUGGAGUCUUAUGAGGCCGAGAAGAUGUCGCCUCGAGCUCUACCCUCCUAUGGAAAUGGGUAUGGAAUUGGAGGUGGAGCCGGAGGGAUGGAAGCAGGGUUCAGGGCAGGCAUCACUGCCACAGUGGGGAGCCCGAAAUUCGGCUAUUAGAAGGUGAUGAUGAAGUGAAGUCUUUGUUUGUCUCCCCAAAACCACCAGUUUAAGCAGCAAUGUCAGUCAGUAGAAGAACGAGGAAGAUUUAGUUUGGUGUAGCUUUUUAAAAUUUGGUGUAUCGUGUAUAGAGUAAAGAGGCAUUGCAGCAGCAAGUCUCUUUGUUGUAUCAGUACUCUUCUGUCCCUUUCUGUUGUUGUCUUUGUUUUCCUUUGAUCAAAAGGAAAACCCAAACAAACCAAAAAAAGGUGUAAAAUAGGAAGGAAAAAAUGUAAAUUCCUUUAGCAAUGAGAAACUGAAAGUUUAUUACUUCAUUUCCAC